Messenger RNA from Podarcis lilfordi (Lilford's wall lizard), 26048 nucleotides. The record is from the annotation of a GenBank genome assembly. Lineage: Eukaryota; Metazoa; Chordata; Lepidosauria; Squamata; Lacertidae.
AUGACUUCGGUGGAGCUUCCACACGGAAAUGAUCUGUGGAGAGUUUUGCAAAAUAAUUUGCGGAAGGUGAACUUUAGCUGGACUGAGGCUAAAGAGACUUGGGUUCAAAUCCAAGCGGCAAUCUGGCACACACUUACUCGGGAGUAAUUCCCAUUGAACUCGGUGGGGCUUGCUUCUGAUUGCAAUGUUUAAGUCAGAAAGCCCACUGGCGGUGCAGUCCUAAGCAUGUCUACUCAGAAGUAGGGCUCCAAGGAUUUCAUUGGGAGAGACUGUGGCCCAAAAUGCUUUUAGACCGAUCACUGUUCUCCAAUCUGCCUCCCAGGGUUGUUCUGGACUUCUGGGUGAAAAUGUGGGGUAAAAAUGCUACAUAUGCUAGGCAUCGUUGAAGUUGGAAGAGAUAUAAAAUAAAUAAAGGGUGAAGUGAUAACUUUGGAGAAAGUGGGGCAGCAUCUGAUGAAAUGAGAAUGUGAACGUAAAGCUUAGCCAGAGCUGUUCAUCGAAACCUUAUCUCAAAUCUUUCCAAGAACAGUAUGCUUGUCCUAAGAGUGGCACAGUCAAUCCAGGACUUAAUUUGGAUGAUCUUGCAGAAUCUGGGUAGCGCCAAUGAUUGUUUUCAUGUUCAUCUGAGGUUGGCUGGGGUGGUUAUGGUGUGGGUGAACCCUUUUAUAGUCUCGUAUCCUGACUUCAUGUUUUUAACACUGGCUGGGGUGUGUGUGUUUUUAUUGUUCUGUUAUUGCUCUGGCUGUAAAUCACUUUGGGACCUUUUGUAGUGAGAAGCCAUAUACAAAUUUAAUAAACUCAAACCUGCUUCAAAAUGUGAUGAGCCCUCCAUGAUGCAUGGGGGAGGGACCCUGAUACACGUUUUGCUACAUUUUGCCCCAAAGUCCUGCCUUGAUGACGGCACCUGCAUACCCAGGGAAGCUGGGCCAGUAAAAGGAAUGGCUUAUCAUUGAUCUUCAGUGGGUGUGUUGUGACCUACAACUGAACUGUAGUCUACUCUAGAGGCGACAUGCCAGCGAUACCUUUUUAAGAGAAGGGAAAAGAUGGAGAUUAGGAGAAAGGGGAGGUGAAGAGAAAACUCAGCCAUGAAGCUCAUAGGGUGACGUCUGUCCAGUCAUUCCCUCUCAGCCCAACCAGGGUUGUUGCAGGAAUUAAAUGAGGAGGUUAUGCCACUUUCAGCUCCUUGGAGAAAAAGGUAGGAUAUAAUAAUAAUAAUAAUAAUAAUAAUAAUAAUAAUAAUAGAACAGAGGCAGGAGAUGAAUGGGUGUAAAGAAUCAAAGAUUCUAGGUACAUCCCAUAUGCACUUUAUAUCUCAGCAUCUCAUUUUAUGAUUAUGCCCUGACUGGGACAAUAAAAGGGUAUUGCCACCACAGGAAACUAGAACUGCAACUGGAAAACACCAACAACCAUUUCUGUUAUUUGCUCUCAUUCAGACUUCACAAGCUUAUCUAAAAUAUGGAUGAUGUUCUGUCAAGUGAUCUAUAGGACUAGAUCAUUAAAUAGGACUAUAGCUAUAUCAUUUUGGUGGUGGUGCUGUUGUUGUGGGGAAUUGCCCCAGGCCUCACACAUGGAGGGGGGUCACAUCAAAACUGACAAUCAACAUUAAUAAGUAGGCAUUAACCUAUGGCAAACCUAGUAAAGGCCCACAGGGAAGUGGGGGCAAAGGAUAUAUAAUGGCCCAUAGGGAUGUAACUACAAAUUGUAUUUGUUAGAAUAGCCAAAUCUCUUUUAAACUGGCAUGAUACAUCAGAGGCUAAAAUUUUGAUAUUUCCCGCUGAGUUGUAUGGACAAAUUAAUGUUUUUGCUUAAUUUUACUUUAGACUCCCUUUCUCUACAAGAUGAAGAGGGGGUUGUUCCGUUCUAUUAACAUGGAAUUAAUAGAAAAUAAAUAUUUUUUAAAAAACUUGCUUUAAAUGUGCAGAUGGGGGCCUUAGAAACUUCCUCAUCCUAAUAUGAGCCCCUAUAAUCCAAGAAAAUAUGGAGGGCACCAGGAUGGCAAAAGCUGCUCUACAAUAUCUGUGUUAUUUUAACCAGGUUCUGAUUUGUCUUCCAACAGCAUAGAGAGGAGAGCUGUUAAGUGCUGGAAGCAGAGCCUUUACGGUGGCUGUGGAAAUCCCCCUGAAAUGAGAAUUUCCGCUUCUUUAGUCACCUGCAGAAAUGCCUGCAGGGUGCGGCCUUCCCCUCUGGCUUUUGGAGAGGCAGUUUAAGUAUAGCUAGAACAAUUCAGAAGGCCAUUAAUCCCUAUCCCCCACUGCAAACAAGUCUAAGGAUGGGUAAAUGAAAUAAACAUAUGUUACUCCCCACUUAACUCCUUCCUGCUGUUUCCUGAGUGCCACACUUUUGUUUGUAAUGUCCCCGGGGCAGAGACCUGCCCUCUUAUGCUUUGCAAAACCCCAUGAAUGUGCCAAAGUGUUGUAGGGGUUUGCAUGUGGGACUAGAGCCCCGCAGAGACCAGGGUUCAAAUCUCUCACUCAGCCACAAAGCUGGACAAGUGGUUUUGGGCCAAGUCAUCCACCCAACUCUCAUCCUGACCUACCUCCCAGGGUUGUUGCGAGGAAAGCAAAGCAAAGGGAAGAGAGACAUCUUACACCCAGCCUGAGCUCCUGAAGAAAUAACCACCAUAUUAGUUUAGCUUUGUUUUUAUGAUUUUGUUCCUCAAAAAAAAUAAAAAAAAUCACUGUAUUUUUGCUUGCCUCUUUUGAGGGAAAGGAGCAGAAAGCUAUGACGUACACAAAAAAUGUCAGGGUUUCCAAGGUUUCGUGGGCUUAAAAAAAAAAAAGAAAAAGGCUAUACUUCGAAAAUUCCUGCAGCUCCCCCGCAAAAAAAAGAGGAAUUUGGAAGGCAAGGCAGGUGCUUGAACUCCCUGGAGCAAAUGCAGGAGUCAGUGUGGUGCAGUGGUUCGAGUGUCGGACUAGGACCUGGGUUCAAAUCCUGUCGCGACCUCCCUCACAGGGUUGUUGUGGGGAUCAAUUGUGGGGAUCAAUUGAGGAGAGGGAGAGCCAUGCGCGCCACCUUGGAGAAAAAGGCGGAGUGUGAAUGCAACCAAUCAAUAAAGAUCACAAAGAGUUGAAGGAUCCGAUCCCGCGGCUGCAAAGCGCCAGCCAGUUCCCGCUUCGGUCGGGUUAAGGGAACAAGCGAAAUCGAAACCGGAGGUGGAAGCAGCGGCCGGACAGUCUCUGCGCGUCGAGGAGCCGUGAGUCAGUCCGUCGGCCGCCCGGCUGGUCUCGGGAUUGCAGGCGGAGCUCCGCCUCCUCCUCCGCCGGGCUUUCCCCCGUCACGGCGGGGACUGCUCCGCCAGUGGCUCCGGGUGCGAGUUCGGAGAGAGGUGGCCGUCCUGCCCGGCUCCGGCUGCUGCUGCCUUCCUUGCUCCCGGGGCGCCAACUCCGCAAAGGCGCUGGAGGCGAAGCUGGCUGCGCGGGACGCGACGCCGGGAAGCGGGGCAGAGACCGACGCCCGCCCCGUCGGAGAGCCCCCUCGGAGAGCCGAGGGAGAGAAAGCAAGUAAGCAUCGGGGCCACCCACCCAAAGAACGACGGCUGCUGCUGCUGCGCAUUUUUGCUGAAAGGUUCCCCGUCGCCCCGAGUUCCGCUUUCCGAAUUUUCCAUAUCGAAAUCAAAUUAACCUGUUGCCUGUCCUGAGCUUCCGAUACAUAGCGAGAUAUAUAGUGCUUUAUAGACAUCUCCCAUUCAGUUUUAAUAUGAAAAGGGACCUGCGUUUUAAACUUCCGCAGCAGCUGCGUGGUGAUAGGAAGAAGGGGCACUUUCUCUUCCCAUUUUACAGCUGGGAAACUGAGGCUGAGAGUGACUUGUCCGCGGGAUAUCAUGCCGAAUAGCAUUGGGGUGAUCCCUCUUCAUUAAGAGGGCGUAUUUAUUAAGGAGAUGAACCUAUGAUGACAACAUCCCAUUCCCAAGUGCUGUGAUGCUUUAAAAAGCUUAUAUAGACUUGGGCUGCAAUCCUGUACACACUUAACCUGGGAGCAAGCCCUAUUGAACUCAAUGGGCUCACUUCUGUGUAAGGCCAAUUCCUUUUACCCAGAGUGCCACAGCCCCAUUCCAGCGACAUGAUAUUCAGAUAAUUUUCCUUUGGAGAUAAUGGGGUUUCCGACCUUAAAUUAACCAAGCUGUAAUUCUGUGCACCUUAUAUCUGGGUGUAAGUUCCUAUUGAGCUCAGUGGGGCUUGCUUCUGAGCAGACGUGCAUGGGAUUGCAGCUUCAAGUGGUUUUUAAUUGGUAAUGUGAAUCUGGAAACUGUCUUGGCCAGAAGGCAAACUUGCAUUACAAAUGCCUCUUCAGUCUUUUGCAUUGACAGCCCAUCAGAUAUUCACAGUGCUAGUGCGAGGGGAUCUCAGCUGUGAUUUCAUCCAUCCCUGCAGAGGAAAUGAAUGCAAGUGUGUUUGGGAAGUCCCCAUUCAAAGCUCCCCUCUGGCGGUAAGCCUCUGGCGUGCAGCCUCAGACCCUCCCAUGACAGCUAGAGGAAUAAUAAGUCUGAUCUGCCUUAUAGCAUUGUUGUAAGGAAUGGUAUGUGUGAAGUGUUUUGGGUACUCUAGAGAACUGCUAAGUACUGUUAAAUUUGUUUAGGGUCAGAGUGUUCAAAGCUUUUAUAUAAACCCUGCACAAAUAGUCCCUAGUAAAUCAGUUUGUACCUGUAAAAUGGAGUGUGUUUGUCUAUAUAAAACAGUUUGUGUUUUUUUUUAAUAGAUCAGUUAUUGCAUUUUGAAAUGCAAAAAAUAAAAAUAAAAUAAAGGCAUUUGGCACCUGAAUGAGUCCUCAUCCCACUGCAAAAAAGGAAACGCUUUCAAUAUAUCUGGGGCUAGUGAAGAAACUGAACAUAGAAAGUAUUUGCGAUUUUAAAAGUAGCAGCUGCUCAGGUUAAGUGCGAUUGAGAUAGAAGGUCUUUAUCCAUGCAGGUUAUUGUGUCAGGACAUUUUCCUGCAGCUCCUGUACCCAAAUCCCUUUGUCUUAAAGCCUUAAACCAUUGAAACUUAUCUUAAGAGUGCAAUGCCAUUCAGUGCUAGUCCUACUCAGAGUAGAUCCACUGAAAUGAUGAAGCCUAAGUUAGCAAUGUCCAUAGACGUCAGUGGGUCAACCCGGAGUAGGAGUAGUGUUUCCCUAUUGCCCAUUGUUACAUCAAACAUGCCAGUGGAUCAUUAUUUAAAAUAAGUCAGCUUGGUACCAUUUGCCGAAUGGUUGGAGCCAGAUUAAAUGAGUUUAACUUGAAAUCAGUGGGAUAAGUUAGUUAUGGCUUAACUUAGCUCCUACUGAAAUCAACGGGCCUCAAAGUACAUGCAGCUAACUUAAGUCUGGAUCUGACCCUAUGAGCUUGGUGAUGAUGUCAUUGACGUAUGCUAAUAAUGUAAGCAAAAAGGAAUGUUUUCCUGCCCUGAGGAGGCUGCAGUAUUUCAAUAGUGGGAGAGAUGACAGGUGAGAACUAAGGGGUUAAGCCAGAGGUUUUGUGGGAAAGAAAGGAAGGUCUGGAGGAAGAAAGAGAAUGUUUUGGACUAAAACUCCCAUCAGCCCCAGCAAACAUGGUCACCCAUUGUCAGGAAUUUUGGGAGCUGCGGUUCAUAACGGUAUGGUAUAGUGGUUAGUGUGUUGGACCUUUGGCCAGUCACUGACUCUCAGCCUAACCUACCUCAGAGGGCUGUUGUGAAGAUAAAAUAGAGAGCGGGGGAAACCAUGUAUACCACCGUGAGCUCCUUUGGAGGUGGGAUAUAAAUCUGACGAUUAAAAUAGCAACAGUAACAUAUUCUGGCCAUUCCUGACUUUGGGGUUUUGAAAGAAGAAGAUGCCAAAAUUGGGUUAAAUUCAAACAUGCUUAUACUUAGAGAAGACCCCUUGAAGUCAGUGGGGUUUCAGUUAGCCUUCACUAAAAUCAACCCAUUGUUUGUAUGUUAACACUAUGGAUGGAGACUAGCAAGCAAAAGAAAUGUGAUUAGCGCGUGUCGUGUCACUUGGGCAGUUGUGGAGCACGUAAAAAAGUAGUAUGCAGAAGUUGCCACAGUUCCUUUUUCUACUUUUCAUUGUUGCUGGGCUCUCCCGGCGCGAGAUGUUGCAUCAUCUCGUGCGAAGGGGCAGCCGUGAGCAGAAGCAGUGGUUCUCCUGAGUGAACAUGAAAGUGAAAGGGAGCCUUCUUGAUUUCAUUGGGUCACCCCCUGAGGAAAUUUCACUGGGGAUUUCUCUGCUUUUUCUCUUAAGACUUACAGGAGGGUGGCAAAUGGUGUCUAGGCUUGGUGCCUCUGCCUUUUGAAGAGAGCUCAGUGAUAGGACAUGCGUUUUGUGUGCAGAAGGUCCCUGGGGUCUCCGCUUAAAUGGAGCUGGGAAAGAGGCCCCUGUCAGGAUCAACCAAAGCUUUGCCCUUCAGAUGUUGCUAUACUACAACUCCCAUCAUCCCUGAGCAUUCGGACUGAUAGGUGUUGUAGUCCAUCAACACUAUAUUGGCUCUCCCUAGCACCACUUUGGGGGUUUUGAGAGCUGCUUAACCACCAAGAGCAGAGGGGCAGUGCUAGGCAAGAUGGCCAACAUCUUCUGCCUUUGUUCACAUGCCCAGCUUGGAAACACGACUGGCAUCCCCUGAAAGCCACUGCCUUCCCCUUUGGGGUGGAGAGGGUGAAAAUAUGCUGCCAACCGCAGUUCCCAGUGUCAUGUCUGUCUGGAUGCUCCCGACCUGACUCACCUGCAGUCUGUUUUGUUUACCUGAUAGCAGCACGUUGCAUGAAUCAGAUUUGUGGAGAGAAAUGUAGUAAGCAGGGGAAAGGAAACAGGCCCGCCUCAAAAUUAGGUCAUGUUUCUGCCCAAUGGGGACACGGGCAGGUGUCUUUGUCCCAGAUAAAGGAAUGCUUGCUUACGCCUCCUCUUAAUAGCUUUGCUGGUCAGCUACUCCAGAGUUAUCUGGAAUGCCACCUUAAUGGGAACCUGCAACGUUUCUAACCCAUCACGUGGGGAGCAUUCCCUGUGUGGCACUUGGGCAAGGUCUUCUUGGCCAAUCCCAAUGUGACAACAAGUGGCUUCCCCUAGCUAGCAUCCCUCCAGGGGACUUAGCACUUUGUCGGUGCAAGAGGCUCAAAGGGUCAGCUGUGCUGCAGGUUGCCUGGAAUAAUCUCUCCGGCCUCCUCCCUAUGUCCUGGCAAAGCUCCUUUCCUGGAAAAUGUGCCACGCACAUUGCCUUGUGGAAAGAUUGCCUUGUGAAUUUCUUUAGUGGUGUUGCUUCAGAGUCUGCGUGGGACCAUCAUCACUGCUAGAAAUGGGAAACAACAGCCACAGGCCUUUCCCCACCAAGAAAAUUAAAAUCCGGUCCUGAUACAACCUAGAUACAGAGCAAAAGUGCCUUGAAGGGGUAUGUACACUGGAAGAUGGGAGAGUCAGGGGCUCUCCAGAUGUUGCUAGACUACAAUUCCCAUCAUCCCUGACCAUUUGCUGUGCUAGCCGGGGCUGAUGGGAGUUGGAGUCCAGCAACACCUGGAGGGUCACAUGUUUCCUACCCUUGUGUGACUCUGCUGAUUUAAACUGCUUUACCUAGUCAUUCCCUUUCCUCAGGGAAUUCUGGGAUUUGUAGUUUUGUGCAUUCAGGUAGGUAGCCGUGUUGGUUUAACGCAGUCGAAAUAAAAAAUUUAAAAAUAAGUCCAGUAGCACCUUAGAGACCAACUAAGUUUGAUCUAGGUAUAAGCUUUCGUGUGCAUCUGAAGAAGUGUGCAUGCACACGAAAGCUUAUACCUAGAACAAACUUAGUUGCUCUCUAAGGUGCUACUGGACUAUUUUUUAACUUUUUAUUAGUUUUGUGCAGUGAGGCUAAGGAGCUCAGGAACCGCAGUUCCAAAUAUUUACAAGGCGUGCAUGUGUGUGUUCAAAGAGUCCAUUAAUUAUCACCCUAUGAAGAUAAAGGGAAAGGGUGUUUGGGAUAUUUAGGGGUUCUUGAAGACAGGGUGGAGUAUCUAAUUCACUCAAAGGGGAUGGCUGUUUUAGGUCAUCUUUUGAUGAGAGGGGCGUGGUCCACCAUGCCAGGUUUCACUGCCAGUCUCACCACAAGGUUGUUGAUCUGAAAUUGCUGAAUCUACAAUGCAGAGUAUUCCAGAUCUUCCAGAGCUGGUUUAAUGUGUGAAUAGAACGAAGGGGCAGAUUCAUGCAACUUUUGUAUCCACUGUUGGAUGAUUCAUUGUAUUGUUGUUUUAGGCAAUCCAUGCAUAAUAGUAUAUGCUCUAGAAUUCCAUAUAAAUUUGGCAAGCCCCAAAACUCAUGUUUCCCAGGGUUGUGUGGGCAUGCGAUUCUGAUAAAGGUUGAAUUCUUCUUGUGAUGUUGUUCUACCUGAAACUCCACUGUGCUCUGCAAAAUCAGCUGGGGUUUUUUUGGGAAAAAAUCACUUGGGUGGCUCCAUCCUAAGCGCUGUUUGCAGUGCUAGAAUCUUGUCUAUGGCUGGAGAUGUAUAGGGAACCUUUAUGCAAACACUGAUUGUGGGAACCUGUGUCAGGAGUGUAUGUUAGUCAAGCGCUUGAGUUGCUGUUUUGUACCGUAGAUCGGGAUAUGCAGUGUGGUGCCCUCCAGAUAUUGUGCACUACAACUCCCGUCAUUCCUGAUGGUUGGCUAUGUUGGUUGGGGCUGAUGGAAGUUGUAGUCCAAUUGCUACACAAACUGCAGCAAUUGUAGAUCUCUUGGCUGUAAGAAAGUGUGUCAAAUGAUCAGUUGUAUCAUUUUGUGAGAGUUUCUUUCGGAAUUCAGGAAUUUAUGAGCUUUUCCUGCCUGUUAGGAAUACAUAUUUUUCUUUUUCAGAGGACAGGGCAUAUAUGCCCUAAAUACUAUAGUGCUGAAGGUUUUGUAUUAAAAAGGCCUACUUAAUGAAUGCACUUGAAGUCAAAUAUGGUGUCAAGUGUGGGGCAGGUAAAAACUUGGCUCUGCUGGAAGGUGAAGCCGCACCAACCUGGUGACCAGCAAAGUGUUGCCUAAGAUACCGCUUUGAAAGAAAGUCAUGAAGAUCAGCUGACUGUCGGGUCCUCAGAAGCCCCUUCCAGUGCCCUGUCUUGCACAGUGCUUUGGAAGGGCAAAAAAGGACAGCUGAUGUCAUUGUGAUGUCAGGUGAUUGGCAGGUGGAUGGCUGCUUACUCACCUGUUGAACCUUGACAGAUGGGGGAGAUAACAAUCUCACCUGCUGGCCAGAUGCUUUCCCCCUCCCAUGCUGUGCUAGAGAUUUAGUCUGCCAGUGUGAAACUUCGCUUCCGGGACCAGUGAUCCAAACUGUAAAAGGAGAAAAAUAAAUAAAAUGAAACCCAUGUGAAAAACCCAGGGCUUUCCAUCCUUGGAAUACUGGGUGGAAGCAACUACUUGGGACGGGGGUAAAGGGAGGUAUCUAUUUACUGAAUUGGAAAGCAUUGUUGUGGAAGAAUCCCCUUUGCAAGAGCUCAAUCUACUUUCCUAUACCAUCAUGGAAACAAUUAUAUCUUUUUAAAAGAACACUGAUAAGCCUCACAAUACAGCCAUUUGAGUGUAGGCAGCAGGAAACCUAGGAGAUGUUGGCCCUGGCAAUCUAAAAAGAACAACAACAUUAAGAUGGGGACACUUCUGGCUGUUUCUGGUAAAAAGACAAAAGUAUCCUAUCUCAUGGUCUGUUUCAAAAUAAUAUAAGAUGGGUCAAAUCACACUCUUCAGCUAGUGAGUGGCUCUCCCUUUCCCCAGUUCAUAUUAUGGCUGUGGACCAGCAUGUUCAGCCCGGCCUCUUCUCCUUUCUUUUAAUUUCAUACUGGAGGAUUGCAAUCUGCAGAUGGCCCUGAUCCUUUUUGCAAAGUUGCUGCAAGGUCCGCAGCCUCCUGACGUGGUCCUUUAACAUAGAUCCCGAUGGGUGUGUUUUCCACGUACCCUGUUUGAAAACAUUUGCCAGAAGGCUUCCACAGCUAUGUUCUGAGAAGGAUGAAGAUAAGGAUCUUGGCCAAGGAUGAUAACUAAGCAUGCCACUCUGACGAGGCACGCAGGGCUGCCUGACGGCUGCAGCAGAUCAGGUGUCACCCGUCCAACCUUUGAUCUCUCUGUGUCACUGUCCAGUUCUUCCUUCUUGUCAUAUGUAGACACUAGCGGCUUGUGUUCAGCAAGCCAGGUGAGUCAAGAGGCACUUGUCUUCAUCUAGAAGAAAGGUAGGCAUACUUUUUGCAUUGUAUUUGAAAGUGAUGGGUAGUCAGGGUGAAAUUUAGACCGCUUUCAAAGGACGGUCCAUCUCCAGUCCUGUCUGAGAUGGUCCGAUCAUCUUAAAAGCAUGAGAAAAUAUAGCAAGCCUGCUGGAUCAGGCCCACUGAGUCCAGCAUCCUGUUGCUACUAGGUGGUCAGAGGAAGCAAGGCUUCUGAAUCCCAUUUGCUGGAAACCACAGGAGGAGAGAGUUCUCUUGUGUUCAUGUUCUGCUCCUUGGUUUCCCACAGGCAUCUGGUUGGUCAUGGUGAGAGCAGGAUGCUGGACUAGAUGGGUGAUUGGCCUGCUCCAGCAGACUCCUCUUACAUGCUUAUGUGGGAAUGCCUGUGAGCUGGACAUGGGUGCAACUGUACUCUGCUCACCUGUGAUUCCCAGCAGCUGGUAUUCAGAGCCACGGUGCAUCUUACAGAGGAGGUAGAACAUAGUCAUUGGGCCCAGGGCUGGGCAAUAUAUUGAUAUAUGGUCCAAAACCGGUUUGAAGUCCAUAUCGUGAUAUCGGUUUCAUCGGUUUCGACUUGGCAAUAUAUCGCAAAUCACGAUGCGUGUUAGGGCUAUGCGAUCUAUCAUCCAAAACUGGUUGAAAGUCCAUAUCAUGAUACCGUGGUACCUCGGGUUAAGUACUUAAUUCAUUCCGGUGGUCCAUACUUAACCUGAAACUGUUCUUAACCUGAAGCACCACUUUAGCUAAUGGGGCCUCCUGCCGCUACCGCGCCGCCAAAGCAUUAUUUCAGUUCUCAUCCUGAAGCAAAGUUCUUAACCUGAAGCACUAUUUCUGGGUUGUCUUCAUUUCUGGGUUAGCGGAGUCUGUAACCUGAAGCGUAUGUAACCUGAAGGGUAUGUAACCCGAGGUACCACUGUAUUGGUUUCAUAAUUUCAUAAUUUCUAGCUUGGUGGUUUCAUAAUUUCUGGCUUGGCGGUGUAUUGUGAAUCAUGACACGUGUGUGUGUGCGCGCACGCACUAUGCAAAAAUCACAAUGUGGGAAAAACCGUGAAGCCAGACAAUGCCUCUACAUAGCUCCAUCCUUAUGGUGAUAUAUCAGUAUAUUGUGAUGUUUGGCUGGUGAUAUAUCACAAAGUUGCAAAUCAGAUAUCACUCAGCCCUCAUCGUGGCUAGUAGACGUUAACAGCCUAUUCUUCCACAAAACUUAGCAUGUGUCAUCUUUCAGACAGGAAACACCCCCCACCCUUUUCUCAGGACUUCUCUGUUUCUUCCUAUGAGUUCAGGGCCAAAUCAUCUAAUGAGAAUGAGGCUCUUCUCCAGUGGUGUGUGCUAUUCCUUAGAAGUUCUGUGUUGCCUAAACAAAAACAAAGGGGAUACGUUCCUCUUUGCCUCUGUGCAAAAGGUGCUAAAAGGUAGUCUGGCUUGACUUGUGCUUUUUAAUAAAACACCAGAGGGUAAAUAUGCUUCUGAAGCCAAAAAAUUUGCUCAAGCCCCAGUUUCCUUCUUACCAAUGUCUAUGGCGAUAUGUUAUGUGUUGGGGAAUUUCCAGUCACCUGAUGGUCUAAAAUAAUGCAAUCCUUGUUUUUCCAGGUUUUUAAGGAGUGUGUUGUGAAUAGGAAGGUUCCUUCUGAUUGUGGACUGGAAAGUGCUUUUAGUUGGCAUGUCAGUUUUGGAUUCCUGUAAGUUCCCCUCCCCAAUCCUCUUACUGAAACUAUGUCAAGAAUCACGUAGAAAACAAAACAGCAACAAGCUGGAAGCAAAACAAUGGGAGGGGUGCCAUUUCAACUGAUCACACUAUAGUUGCAGAAUGUUUUUGGUAGCUUCCUGUAAUGUGGAGUCUUGCAGGGUUUUUUUUUUUUUCUUUUUAAUGUUGCACCACAUAUUGCUGGAAUGCAAAAAAAAAUUAGAAAGACAAAUUGCAUAAUGAUUAUCCUGUUACAGCCAUUGCAGCACAUUCUUUGAUUGUCCUGGUGGGGAAAGUGACUUUGGUCACAGCUAGGGACACAAUCCAGAGUGAGCUCCAGCCUGGGUUUCCUUGUAAUGCAUAGGAAGGAUUGUGAUACCUCUCAGAUUCCAGAUCUUUACUCCAAACGGUAGCACUUCUGCUGAUGGGAUAUUGCAUAUUCUCAGCCCAAAGCAGACUCUCUCACUCUCUGUUUUCUUUUAAACUGGGAAAUCGUUAUGCUUCCACCAGAUAUCACGGACAUAGGCAAUAUGGCUGUGGUGCAUGGAUUGCAGCAGCUGGAAUGUGAUGGCAUGGACACUCAUUGGCUAGUUUCUGUGAUGUGAUGAACCACACCUGCCACACAGCCUGUGUAAUUCUUAUGCAUUUCCCACAUCAAUUUCUUUGCUGGAUGAGUGCUCCUCUCAUCAAAUGCAUUUAAAAGGGGGGAAAGGGGGGCAUGGGAUCUAGGCAGGUUUCAACCAAUGAGUGAAGGAGGUGGCCUGGGGCUUCCCCAGCCUGCAGCAUUUCCCUGGUAGAUUCCCCACCCCCCACUGCUAAACUUGAGCAGCCACUGUCACAGGCAGCCCAUACACUCUUCUCUAGUACAUAUAGGGCCAAAAUCACCUUUUCGAUGCCUGCUGGAAGGUGCAGGGGUGGGGAAAAGGGCAGGACAGAGUCUCCUCCAGCAGGCGGCUGCAGCAGAAGGUAUGACUUCUCUUUCAGAAGGAGGAGGGCAGCUGAAGGGAAGGCCCCACAGCAGGGGCCAUCCCAUGCUGUCCAGAAUUACACCAGAGAUAUGGAACUCCCACCACCUCUGACCAUUGGCCAGACUUCCUGAGGCUGAUGGGAGUUGAAGUCCAGCAACCUCUGGCAGCCUACAGGUCCACCAGCCUUCAAGCACACAGUGAUAUCCCUCCUCCCCUGUACUUGUAAGCCUAGUCAGCAAAGUGUGCACCUCAACUCCACUGACCCGAGCCCAUUGCAGUCGCUGCUGCAGGCUUGGAUCCUUAGCUCUCUUCCAAUCUGUUGUGUCGGAGAGCACUGCCUUCCCAUCACAUUAAUCCAAAAGGGCCCUGUGGCCUUCAGAUGUUGUUGGAGUCCAAACCCCAGCAGCAUAGCCAAGGGUCAGGGAUGUUGGGCAUUGGUCAGGCAACCUCUGGAGGGCCACAGAUUCCCCAUCCUUACAGCAGUAUCAGUACAAAUCUCCUUUUGACCGUCCUCUGAAAAAGACCAUGUUAAGUCCCAUUGAUUUCAGGGGUGAUUAAUGCACAGUUAACAUGCAAGUCCGGUGGGACUUAAAAACAUGUGUAACCUUGGCCCACUGUAAGAAUCCCUUAUGGCCAUCUGCCAACUUGCCCAGUUGCUUUAACUGGGGCUUGCAAUCUGAUCCUAUACAUGUUUCUUUGAAAGUAGGCCUUGGUGAGUUCAAUGAACUUGCUUCCUAGUAAGGUCACAGCCGCUCCAUACAUUCUAAUCUCAUAUAAAACAUGUGGCUUUCUGCAGAGAAUCCUGGGGGCGGUAAUUUGCUAAGGCCAUUGGGUACUGUAGCUCUGUGAGGAAUAAACUACAGUUCCCAUGAUUCAUUGGGAGAAACCAUGUGCUUUAAAUGUGUGUUACAUGUGUAGCAUGGAUGUGACCUAAAUAUAUAUAGGAUCCCUGCCUUAUGCCUGUUUAACUACGCAAGGUUAUGGUCUAAAAUAUGUAGACUCCAUAGGCUUCUUCUCCCCCUUCAGUGUUAAGAUAUGCGUGUUCUAACUGCAGGUGCCCAAUAACUUCCUAUGUUGAAAUCAUUUCGCUUUCUUCUUUAACUAACUGUGAAAUCUUAUUCUGCUCUUUCUUUGUGUGUGGUUUGCAGGUAGGAUAAGGGGAAGAGGGAACACCGUGAUGGAGUAUAUGAGCACUGACAGUGACCAUAAGCAGGAGAUUGACUUAUUGCUAACAGACUUAAAUAUGUCUGAAGUGAUCGACAUCAUGGAGAACCUUUACCCAAAUGGAGACCUUGCCGUUUACGAAGACAGCCUGCUUGCCCUGUGUCCGGAGACGAACAAGAACGAGGAGCGCGCAGAAUCCUUACUGUUCAGCGGAAGGGAAGUUUCAGUGUUGUCGUCCGUCAAGUAUGGGACCGUGGAAGACUUGCUGGCUUUUGCAAACCAAGUGUCCAACACUGCCAAGCAGUUUUGCCGGCCCAGAAGACAAGAGUCUGGAAUCAUAUUAAAUAUGGUACGUUCUUUUCUUUGAAAUGCCCGUCUGCCAUUGGCCUGUGCUUGAUUCAGAGGCAGUAAGCCUAUGGCUAGCAGUUGCUUGGGAGUCACAAAUGGGGAGGAUGCUGUUGCUUAUGGGAAGCCCCAGAGAAGAAAAUGAGUGUGUCUGGUUGGCCACUGUGGGAACAGGAUCCUGGACCAGCUGGGCCUGAUCCAGCGGGCUCCUCUUGUCCUCCAGUCGCUGUUGAAGGCCUUGGGAUGUGCUGGUAAAAAAAGGGCUUAAAGUUAGGGUCUCCAAGAUAGACUCCGGUUUGUGGAUUGGAUGACCUAGAUGCACAAAAUGCAACACGCAUAGACUAAAAUCAUAGCAAGCUCCUUGAUACAGAGUCAGAUCACUAGUCCAUCUCGCAGCAGGUUUCAGACAGGACUCAGGGCUUUUGUCUGCAAAGCAUGUCCAGAAACUAUAGCUCUUCCCCAAACCUUGUCAGUUAUUGGAAUUUACUGAGGAAAUGGACCACACAGUUUUGAUUUUUUUUCAUGUGUAAGCUGCGUACAAACAUUACAGCCCUACCUAGGGAUAGAGUCCAUGUGCCAAGUGUCUGGUAGGGAGAACAGGUGCGAUCGCACUCCCCUCCAUGAGAUGAACUGGAUUGGGGGACAAGUAUCCCCCGAUCUGUUUCAUGCUUCAAGCUGCAAUAGAAAUUGACAAUAUUUUCCAAUUGCAUACCCAGAUCUUAAUCCUAUAAUAGAGAUGAAGCCUUAUUAAACAACUGAAAGAACAUUGCUGUGAGCUUGGGCAGUCAGAUAGAACUGGAUGGGUCUUCCCAGCUGUUUUGGAAUAUUUUUUUAUUGCCUUCUUUGCAAUAUGGACAGUGUGACUUUCUGUCAACAGCUCUGACUCUCGUGAACCAAGCCUGCCCACCCAAGGGGAUGGGAGGGUAUCCUGACGCAAUGACAGUUUCAUGGCUCUUGAAGUUGCAUAGUGCAGAGGAGCUGGGAGACAGAAAUGUUGUGCAGAAGGCAGCUGCUGCAGCAGAGCUAAGGUGCUAAAGCCCCUGUGUUAGAUCCUGCAAACAGCUUGGCUUUAAAAUGCAUAUUGCGGUUUGAAUAUGGUGUCAUCAAUUGAUUAAUUAAUAUGUCUUGGUUGCCUGGAUAGAGGAUGGUGAUGUUUGCAUGUGUGCAGAAGCUAGCCCACUGCAAAUGGGUAGAAUUUUAAUAAUAAUAAUAAUAAUAAUAAUAAUAAUAAUAAUAAUAAUUUUAUCAUUUCUACCCUGCCCAUCUGGCUGGGUUUUCCCAGCCACUCUGGGCAGCUUUCAACAGAACAUUAAAAACAGAAUAAAUCAUCAAGCAUUAAAAACUUCCCUAAACAGGGCUGCCUUCAGAUGUCUUCUAAACGUCAGAUAGUUGUUUGUUUCUUUGACAUCUGAUGGGAGGGCGUUCCACAGGGCGGGCGCCACUACUGAGAAGGCCCUCUGCCUGGUUCCCUGUAACCUCACUUCUCGCAGUGAGGGAACUGCCAGAAUGCCCUCGGAGCUGGACCCCAGUGUAUGGGCAGAACAAUGGGGGUGGAGACAUUCCUUCAGGUAUAUCCGUUGCUUUGCCCACUUUGACCUCUUGGUCCUGCACCCCCGGCAAGGUCCCCCAAGAAAGGAAUGUGGCGCCAGGCUCAAAAAGCUUCCCCACCUCUGAUCUAAACAAACAGCUGACUAAAUGUUGCAGCCCUACUUUUAAUUGUGAGAAGCUCAAAAUCUCGCCUUGCGCUGUUUGAGAACCUUGCAUACAUAGCGCUUUUGCCGGCCAGCUGUGCUUGUGGUUUCAAAGUACCAUUCAAACCUGCAUGACGCAAUGAGGCUUUAUAUCUCUCUGCUUAUCUUCUCUGAAUAUUUCGGAAAAGUGCUUCUUUCCCGCUCCCCUGUACCGCCUUUGAGGGUAGGAAGUGUCAAAAACUGUUUGCUUACCUUCUCUAACCAAACCCACAGCUUUGUGGAGCAAGAGGCGGGCAGGUUCCAGGAAUGAACAAACAAAUCAGCAGAUGGACUCAUUACGCAAAUCCCUCAGCCAGGUUGCUGUUGCCAGAGAGUAAGGUGCAACUGAGUCUUUAUGGGAGGCUAAUCGCUCACUGGAAUUAUAAAUAUUUCCAGAGCAAACUGAAUACUUCACGUGCCGUUCCCAUUUGAUUGGUCUACAUAAAGGCUGCUCCUUCCUUUGCGCCACAAGGCUUCUUUGUACUGCGAAGAAGAAAUCAGGCAAAGUUAGGUUCCCAGAAUGUGAAGGCUUCUCACUCGGGGGGUUGGACUAGAUGACCCUUGGGGUCCCUUCCAACUCUUCUAUAAUUCUAUGCUUGGCACACAGAAGGUCCCAAGCUCAACCCCAGGCAACUUCCAUUUAAAAGAUCUCGUGAAGUGUUGUGUGUGCAGGGACAGCGAGGCUGGAGAACCAUGGCAAGAACAGAUAGCGCUGGACAAGGGGGAUCAGUCAGUCUGAUUCUGGGAGGGCAAUACAUAUCUCCAAAAACUAGAUAUAUCUUUCUCUGGUGAGUUUCUCAUGGGGGGGGGGGGAAAUAGCCUCCUUUAAUUUCCCCUCAUCUUAUUAUUUUUUUCUAUAGAUCAGUCCGAAAAAUGGGCGCUAUCAAAUUGACUCCGAUGUGCUCCUGUUUCCAUGGAAGCUAACCUAUAGAAAUAUCGGGACUGACUUUAUUCCACGGGGAGCUUUCGGGAAAGUCUACUUGGCACAAGAUACAGAAACCAAAAAGCGCAUGGCUUGCAAACUGGUAUGUUCCUAGGGUUCCCUUUCCGAGGGUCUGUUAUGUGCUGGGUCUGUACUGAUAUUAGAUGGACUUUCUGCUUUUCAUUUAAUGUAGUGAUAAGUGGGGGGAGGGGGUAUUGUUGCUUUUAGGAUGGAGGAAAUAUCUGUCUAGAUGUCAUUGGUUGUAGCCUGUGCUGAUUCUAGACCCACUGAACUGAAUGAGUGUGGCUAACUUGGGGCCUAUUAAUUUCAGUGGGUCUUCUCUGAGGAGAUAGCACCCAAUAUCUCCAGGGUGCUUAUGGUGCACUCCGAGAUGUGAAUGGAGCUCAGUGCAAGCAAGGUCUUUGCCCUGUUGUCUGACACUUUGGGAUUUGUGCAUUAAGGGGAGGCAUUAAUUGGUGACAAAUGGUGAAGAUAAUUACUGUAUUUUUCGCUCUAUAAGACGCACCAGACCACAAGACGCACCUAGUUUUUGGAAGAGGAAAAAAAGAAAAAAUAUAUUCUGAAUCUCAGAAGCCAGAACAGCAAGAGGGAUCACUGUGCAGUGAAAGCAGCAAUCCCUCUUGCUGUUCUGGCUUGUGGGAUAGCUGCGCAGCCUGCAUUCGCUCCAUAAGACGCACACACAUUUCCCCUUACUUUUUAGGAGGGAAAAGGUGAGUCUUAUAGAGCAAAAAAUACGGUAUUUAGAUGCAUGAUGAUUAUGGGAACCCAAUCUGGGUCUGGUCUGUGCCCACGUUCAAAGGCCUUGUAUAAAUUCCAUGUUUUUACAGUAGCCCUAUCCCGGUGGAUUUCUAUUUUGAGUGCUUUCCUCAGGGCUUGCUCAUAUGUCACCACAAAACAAUUGCUCAAACCAUCAGUCUCCAGUUCUGCUUGCCACCCUCACCCUCAAGCCAAGCAUUCCAUCAACCAGUGGGGAGGCUGAUGAGCGAAGUCCCAUCUGCCUCUUCCAACUCACAGCUGGGACAGGGUGGUGGUAGUGGUCGUUGUCCCUGCAGUUGCGUUGAGAUUUGGGGAUUCUGUGUGGUGAAAAUUUCCAAUCCCUCUCCAGCUGAGGAAGGCUGCAGUAUUCUUUUGGGUAACAAAGGUACUCAAAGCAGCCGCCCAAGUGUUUCAGCCCGGUCCAGCGCCGAGGGCCUUCUGGCGGUUCCCUCACUGCGAGAAGUGAAGUUACAGGGAAGCAGGCAGAGGGCCUUCUCGGUAGUGGCGCCUACCCUGUGGAACAUCCUCUCAUCAGACGUCAAGGAAAUAAACAACUAUCUGACUUUUAGAAGACAUCUGAAGGCAGCCCUGUUUAGGGAAGCUUUCACUGUUUGAUGUUUUAUUAUGCUUUGAAUUCUGUUGGGAGCUGCCCAGAGUGGCUGGGGAAACCCAGCCAGAAGGGUGGGUUAUAAAUUGUUGUUGUUGUUGUUAUUUAUUUCCAAAGCAAGCCCCAUUCUGGCUCCAGGAUGUGGGUGCUGGACAUUAGGCGUGCUCAACACACCUUGUCCACACAGCAGCAAAGCAACCCUCCAUUCAACUCCCUUGCCCUUCCUCAAUUAGUUCACUGUUUCCUGAGCCUUUUGUAUUCCCUACCACCUUCCUUCCCUUUGUAAUAGUAAGCUCAGAGCACUGACACAAUGAUCUCCAGAGCAUUAUGUGUGUCAGUUCAUGAACUGUGGAUCUUUGCUCUUCCUGCUUUACUUAAUCUGCCUCCAUUUUGGCCCCUUAGGUCCCAGUGGAACAGUUCAAGCCAUCGGACGUGGAGAUCCAGGCCUGCUUCCGCCAUGAGAAUAUUGCCGAACUUUACGGAGCCAUCUUGUGGGACGAGACAAUCCACCUCUUCAUGGAGGCAGGAGAAGGAGGCUCUGUCCUGGAAAAGGUGGAAAGCUGUGGGCCUCUAAGAGAAUUCGAGAUCAUUUGGGUGACAAAGCAUAUCCUCAAGGGACUUGAGUUUCUUCACUCGAAGGGAGUUAUACAUCAAGAUAUAAAACGUAGGUUAUAAUUCACUUUUAAACAGUUGUGCCCUCCCCUUACACCAGUUGCACUGUGUAGUGUUUGAAACCUUCAGUUUAGAAGCUGUGGCCCUCGGAAUGUGGUUGGACUCCAGCUCCCAUCAGCCUCUGCGAGUUUGGCCAAUGGUCAGGGAUGAUGGGAGUUGUAGUCUAGCAACAGGAUUAUAGCUUGUCCUUACGUGCAAUACCCAUGAUUUAUAAAUUGGGCUCAAGAUAAUCCUGGAAGUUCCUUAGAAGACCUAUCUGGAGGUUGUCAGUGAGAUUUGUAUGUUUAUCUUAAGUAAAUGUUUAUGCCUAUGAUUUCUGUUCAUUCGAAUGUGGGAGAGUCUGUUGACAGAAUGUUAGAAAUAUAAAGAAAUAAAAGCCGCAGCUGUAAAAAGCAUGCCAAAGCCAAACAGGCAUAAGGAUGACUUCCUACAGUCUGUUCACAAGCCUUCUAAAAUAACCACCAUAAAUGAAGCCCUGUGAUCCUUCUGAGGAAGGCAGGUUUUACAUCUGUUAAUAAGCAGAAUAAUAAAUAGUUCUCCAAUGAACCUCAGUAAGAAGGAUAUACAGAAUGAGGCAGAUGGUCAGUAAUGGCAUUUUAGGAGCAAUUUCCCCCAUGUAAACAGAGUAUCUAGAAUAUGCCUCAGAGGUCACCUACUGUGGUUCUUGGAGCACCUUGGCAGUCAAGCCAAGAUUGGAAGUGGUCCUUACUGCACAGCCCUGGGCACGUCUGUUCAGAAAUAAGUCCCAUGAAAUCCAUGUACAGGAUUGCUGCCUUAAUAUGUGGAAAACCACUACUUUUCCUUUUUAGAAGAUGUGCAUCCUUAUUACUUACUUCUUAACAGGAAAAACAUGUUCCAGAUUCCUUGAUAGUAUUUGCAUGCCGCCUGCUAGCAACAACAAUUUACAAUAACAAUUCACAUUAAAUUCACUUUGAAACUAUAAAACCGUUGAAUGCAGGAUCAGGCUCCAGCAGCAGAGAAAUAAAACCAAUCGAUCAAGCCCCAGGGUAGUGGAGCCAAAAAUUCCGCAGAAGUUUUUGGGAUAAUUGUUUACCCUUAUUUGUUUAUUUUGCUUGUCAUAGCCAAACAGGUUAUGUGGGGGAAGCUCCCUUGAGUUUGUGAUUGCUAUGUUACAAAGGCCAGGAUGCCCAAGGAGGGGGAAAAGCCUUUCUUAUUCUCCUCUACAUCUAUAGCUUUAGGCCAGGAUUUGUACAAAGAGCCUCAUUAAGAGAGGUGUGUCCAGCUGAAAUGCCAUGAAGUCUGGUGUCUUUGGGGACGCCUGUCUCCAAUCUUGCUCAGUUUAUUGCUGUCAAAGGCUUCAGCUUCCAGCCUUUGCCCUGAAGCCUGAAAGCUACACAGGAGCUCCAGUUUGUUUGCCUUUUUUUUAAAAAAAAUGUCCUGCUUCAGGUGUAUUUUUUUUAAAAAAACAUUUCUUGGUUAGCCAGCCUAUGUGGCUGCUUGGACCCCAUCAGUGUCAGAAGGAUAUUUACAGCCCCAGGAAAGGGAAACUAAACCAGACUUCCUCAACCUCAGCCCUCCAGACGUUUUGAGACUAAUAUUCCCAUCAUCCCUGACCACUGGUCCUGCUAGCUAGGGAUCAUGGGAGUUGUAGGCCAAAAACACCUGGAGGGCUGAGGUUGAGGCAGCCUGAACUAAACCAAAAGGAUUUCCCCCUUCCCACAGCCUCUUGUACAUUUACACAUAGGCUCUUGCAAAAUUAUUAUUAAUAAUAAUAUAGGUAGUAGUAGUAAUAAGAAUAGUAAAUAAAAGUGUAGCAUUCUUAGCUAUUAAAGAUACCUAGGGGAUAAUGAUAUUUUGCAUUUAAUUUUAGUAUUCAAAGCCCCUUGCGUACAUUUCCUCAGUAAACCUUACAAGCAACCCUGUAAGGUAGGCCAGUAUUUACUCUUGCCGCAUUGCAGGGGGAUGACAGGGGAACCCACCUUCAAGUUGUUUAGUUCUGCUGGGGAGAAAAAUACAGCGCAUAUUGCCCUCCGUUUUGCUCCCCUGCACCUCAAGCAGAUGUUGAGAGUUCCUCUCCACGUCCCUAACAAUCCCUCGUUUGCUCUCCUUUUGUUUCUAGCCAGCAACAUUGUUUUCAUGUCAACCAAAGCUGUUCUGGUGGACUUCGGUCUGAGCGUUCAAAUGACGGAAGAUGUUUUCUAUCCCAAAGACCUCCGAGGAACAGAGGUAAGAACCAUGUGCAAGAAGGGAGCCUUGCUGCUGUUUCUCUCAUGUCAUUGUAAUGAGAGCUGAAUGAGAAAGAGCUGCCACAAGGGCGGUGGCGGUGGGGUCAUAGUCCCGUUGGAAUAUCUAUUGGGAGCUUGUGCAGAACACUCAGCUGUAUCUCCUUUUUGAUGUGCUGAUGAAAAUGAACAAAUAGUUGAUUUGCACCAUCUAAGUUUAUAGGCAAAAAGUAAUGGUAAAAAAAAAAAAGAGCCUGGAAUGCUUUAGUGAUAACUGAUAGUUUGGGGGGGGGCAGGGAAACUGGACUUUGGUUUAGUUGUAUCCCAUCAUUUCACAGGAAGGUUUCAAUCCUAAUCUGCAGGUUGCAACGCUGGUCUGCAAAUGUAUGUGUGCUGAAGUUUCAGUUGCCCGGCUUACAGCAUUUCUUCUCUAUAACUGUUGGCUCAGUUAAGAUGUAACACCAAACCGUGGUUUGGCACUACAUGAAUGAGCCCUCCUCACUUUGCUCUUUCCCGGGCUCCCGCUGUCUUUUUUUGUUAGCAGGCCUUAGUUUGACAAAUGGUUUUGCCUCCAAGGCGAAAUGGGAAACCCACUUCAAACCCAUCAGCCCUUGCAAGUGUGGCCAGGGAUGAUGGGACCUGUAGUUCAGCAUCAUCUGGAGAACCAAAAUAAUUCCCCCACACCUAUGCUAGAAGAGGGGGUGGGGUGGGGAAAAUAAAACCACUUCCCUGUUGCCCAAUCUUUCUUGCUGUUAAGACUGUCAAGAUUCAAGACUGGAGCUAAUUUUCCCUCUGGGUUCCGUUUGCAGAUUUACAUGAGCCCAGAAGUGAUCCUUUGCCGAGGCCACACUACAAAAGCCGACAUCUAUAGCCUGGGAGCAACAAUCAUCCACAUGCAGACUGGCAUCCCGCCAUGGGUGAAUCGCUAUCCCCGUGCGGCGUACCCCUCCUACCUCUACAUAGUAAGCAUGGACUUUGACUGCCUGGGCACAUCCCCCUUUCUGAUAGCACCUGCCUUAUUUUUAGGCUUGUUGACUUCCUCUAGGCACCUGGUUGGCCACUGCAGGAAACAGGGUACUCCCUUAACUAGCAUAGGAAGCUGCCUUAGAUCAUGUCCGAGUUAUUGGUCCAUCUAGCUCAGAACUGUCCGCUGAGCCUGGCAGCGGCUUUCCAGGGUGUUGGGCAGGGGAAGGUCUCCCCCAUCGCCCGCUACCUGGCUCUUUUGACUGGAGAUGCGAAGGGUUGAUUUUGGGACUUCUCCAUAUGCUCCAUGCGCCCCACCGCUGAGCCUGAUCCAGAAAUGCUCGUUUUGCAAUGCUCUCGAGGGCAAAGCUACAGGCUGAGUCACCCUGAGCAGUUGCCAGGCCCAGAGUGGCAACACAAUGAGCACCACAGAUAGGUAUUUUCCAACCCCACUCGGAAAUCGCACUCGGAAUGAAUUCUCACUGGGACACAAAGCAGGCAUGUGAUGUUUGAGGCCUGAAACCGGAUUUCCAAGUUUCACUUAAAAAAAGCUACAAGAGACUCGGAUUAGAGCAGCAGCUGUUGUGUGUGCUUGUGCGUUCACACUAUUUCCCCAAGCUAUAUAUUUGCCCAUUCCCCUGCUAUUAGCCUCACCAAGCUAUGUGGGUGGAAGGAUACAAAUACCUGUUGUCUCCACAUACCCAGGAGCAGGAUGAGGGGUGGUUUCAUUUGGCAUGGAAGGAAAGAGUUAGAUUCUCACUCAGGACCACUGCUGUGACCCAAACUGGAGCUUGCUCCAUCAGCUACUUAUUAAUAUAUUUCUAAGAAUGCUUGUGUGUCUUCUGUACUGCCCCCGUCCCCAAAGUGUAACAAACCUGCAGGAUCUGGACAGCACUUCAGAUUGCAGGUGGGGGCUUACAUGGUUAAACGCUUGUCAGUCGGCAGGGGAUCCUGCACACAGUAAAAUCGAAAGUUAGAGGAGCGUUUGGGUUAUGAGCUCCCCGCCUGUCGUCUGAAGUGGUACAGCCACAGCAGAGGUUUAGUGCCUCAAUGGAAACGAAGCCCCAGAUGUGCAUUUCCACAGUUGCAUCGCUCACUCCCAAGUCUAUUUUUUCCUUUUCGUUUUGACCUUCUUGCUGUUUGAACUUGGUAAACUUCCAUGGGAUUGUGGAAGUAUGAACAACAAGGGGAAUGAUUCCGUUUGUUUCUCUCUGAUCUGAGUGGGAGGGAGGUGGAAACUGCAAGCUGUGAAGUUCACAGGCAGAAUGUGAACUUGGCAGAGGAACUCUAGGGCGAUGAUCUCAGGCCCCCGUGACUGUCCCAAGGUUUUAGGCCUCGCAAACUGGAGCCAUUGUGUGCAGACGUGGGUUUUUUAGCAGAUUUUCUUCAAGCCAGUAGCUGAGUGGUAGAUCAUCUGCCUUGGAUGCAGAAGUUCCUAGGUUCAGUCCCUAACAUAUCAAGGUGGGGGGGGGGAGAAAAUUCUUGCUUGGAAACCUGGAGAGCUGCUGGCAGUCACUGUAGGCCGUGCUGAGUUGGCAGGUCCCCCUGACCCAAUUCAGUAUAAGGCAGCUCCCUACACUCCUGUGUUUGCAAGGUGACCUUGAUAUCCCAAGCCUCUUCACAGUGCCAACCAGUGUGUCACGUUGCCAGCACACAAACCGAUGUUUGCCGAAACCGAAUCGAUGCUCCAUUUUGGCCUGCAAGCUGGAUCGUCCCCUAGUUGCUCUGUGUUCGUUGGCCAAGAUUGCGGAGCGAGGAUCUCCGACCUUUGGAUGAACUCUAAGCCGGUUUGUUAGGGUUUGCUGUUCCACUGUGAAACUGGCUCUGUUUCCAGCUUUGCCGUGGUUCUCCACGACGGCAGCAGAGUGGCAGUUUUCCAAAGCAUGAGUCAGGGCGAGGAAAUUCCUAGGGCGGUAACCUUAUGAUAGAAAGGAGCCUCUCCGAAGCUGUUUUUCUCUCUCCCUCUUGGUGAGCAUCGUGCUAAAAGCCGCCGGUUUUUCUUCCCUCCCGAUAGAUCCACAAGCAAGCGCCGCCUCUGGAAGACAUUGCUGAGGACUGCAGUGCCGGCAUGAGAAGGUUGCUGGAAGCUUCUCUGGAAAGGAACCCAAACCAAAGACCAUCUGCCACAGAGCUGCUUAAGCACGAGGCCUUGCACCCGCCUCCGGAGGAACAGCCUCGGUGUCAGAGCCUGGACUCAGCACUCUUCGAAAGGAAAAGGCUGAUGACCAGGGAGGACCUGGAGCUGCCAGAAAACAUUGCUGGUACAAAACCAAUCCUACAUCUGCCCUCUGGGUGUGGCUGGACUCCAGCACCCAUCAGCCAGUGGCCAAGGACGAUGGGUAUCAUAGUCCAAUAACCUCUGGUCCCCCAUCCCUGCUCUAACAGAAGGGACAGGGUAUGGGACUGAGCUUGUGCCAGGCAGGAGCGCUUUGUCAGGUCACAGGUCAAGGUAGAAGCGGCAGGUGAAGGGAGUGAGAUGAACAUGGGAGACUGACAUAGACUCUUGUCAGAGUAUUUGUCUGGAGGAGGGAGUGCACAGCUGCUCCUAUCCAAAAGGCUCGACAUUGACCUAUCCCUGCUCUAGUCUUUUCAGGUUGAAGUUUAAGGGCUUGUGGUCAAAGUCUUAGGAUAAGGUCAGGCUAAGGUUCCCGUUCAUUUCAGAAAUCUCAUUAGCUUCCCAGUGGAACGAGGCUUUAGCCUCAGUGCAGCAGAUUCCUGGAAAAUCAGUUCAAUGACAAGCUCACACAAGUCACCCAGGAAGCUCUUGGGGGGGGGGGAAGUAUUUUGGAGCUCCCAGAAUUGUGAAAUACUUUUCUCCAGUAUUUUGAGUACAGUAUUAGGUUUGGUUUUUUGUUUUUGUUUUAAGAAACGGGACGUGUUGAGGGAAAACAACAGCAAUGCAAAUCAGAGUUAAAACAACAUACAAUUUUUUAAAAUGCAAUUUCUCAAAUUUUGUUGGUUUUUUUUAAAAAAAACACCACGAGUAUGGGAUUACCUGCAUCCGACCUUUUCAAACAGCAGUAGGCAAAAUUAUGUCUGACUGUCCAGAGAUGUCCCACCCACAUCCUGCUACUAGACCCUUUCUAAGAUGAUUGCUAAAAUGUACCUUGUGUGGUUGGGGACAAUAUGCUAGCCCUUUAACAGUGCAGUCCCGUGCAUGUUUACUCAGAACUAAGCCCUGCUGUGCUCCAUGGGGGUUGCAACUGUGUACAUGUGUUUAGAAUUGAAGCAGUAACCUUUUAUAUGCCAGCUGUCCCAUCAGUGGAGCACCACUACCUUUUGAGCUUGCAGCAAUAGGUAACUAAGCUGCAGCAAAGGCAGAGCAAGGGUUUGUCAGACAUUUGCAUUAAUGAUGCCUGAUUUUCCUGUGCUGGUUCCCUCUCUGGCAUACAGGAGGUAAACUGCACCAAGAAAUGGGAGGCACAGAUAGAUGGAGAGAGAGAGAUUAGUGCACCAAGAACAGUACUAUUUCAUGCUUUGCACUUCACUUGCUAAGAAAGUUGUCCCCUACGAAUAGGUUUGUAAAAAGGAAACAUCCCUUCUACUCAUUGUAAACUUUACUGAUGCUGCAGAAGAAUUAAACUGAGGACUGGAUGAAUGGCUGUAACCACCUAUUACGGUUCAUCUCCCUUGAGUCUGUGUUUUUUUCUUCUGCAAAGGCUGCUGAUUUUAGUUUUCUCGAAAAGAAGCAUAUUUAGUGAGCUGAAGCAGAUUUGAAAAAUCACCACCAAUUACUCUAAAACGUGUCUUGCAGUAUAAUAUCAUAUGGUGAUCUCUGUCUUUUAAAAUUCUUCCUUGGCAGAUUCUUCAAGUCUUGGGAUUACCGAGGAAUCGGAACUGCUAAAGAGGCAGCGAUCGUUGUACAUAGACAUUGGAGCAUUAGCUGGCUACUUUAACAUUGUCCGGGGAACAACAACGCUAGACUACGAAUAA